Molecule: messenger RNA, 405 nt
Organism: Microdochium trichocladiopsis
Lineage: Eukaryota; Fungi; Ascomycota; Sordariomycetes; Xylariales; Microdochiaceae
Exons: 1
Coding region: 1-405 (134 amino acids)
Source: RefSeq, a predicted model, not a curated record
AUGAUCUGCCCCAUCACAACCACGAGCUACCUGCUCGGCACCACCUUCAUCGGCCUCGGAGCCUUUGGCCUGGCCAGCCCAGCACAGGCACAACUCACCUUCGGCGUUCGCCCUUCCUCACCCUCGGCCGCUGCGGCCGGCAAUCCCGAGACUCAGGCCUUCAUUUACUCCAAGGCCGGGCGGGACCUCGCCUUCGGCGCCCUGCUGGUGCUCUUUCAAUACCGCCGCAACAAGCCUGGCGUGACUACCGUGAUGGGCCUCGCCGCCUUUGCUGGCUUCGUCGACGGCCUUGCAGUGUACAAGUUCGCGCCGCCUGACCUGCGGCCCAAGGUUUGGGGCCAUUGCAUUGGGGCGUCGCUCAUCCUUGCUGUCGCAGUCGUUCGGUAUAGGGCUCGUUUGUGGUAG